AUGCCGUCGGAACCGCGUCCGACUUCGCUGCAGAAGCUUCACCACUCGCCAGAGCCUCCUGGUGCCCAGCCGCUGGCGCGUCAGACCGUUCGCGAAACUCGCGAAGCUCCGGUUACCGUUCUCGCCGACGAUUCAUCGGGGAAGUCAGCAUGUCAGCGGAGACCAGUCGAAGCUCUGGUAGGAGCCUCGAACAUCGACGGCGGCACGUCUGACAGCGCCGUCUUCACUGACGGUCGAGCGGUUGGAUUGACGGACGAGAAUGGGGGCACGCGCUCCGUUUUCUUUCCCGAGUCGCGGUCAAGAAACCCGACGAGUGCGGAGCAGCAGCCUACUGCUGCUGCGCAAUCGCACUCUCAUUGGAUUGACGCGGAAACCGUUUCCGCGCUGCCCUCGCAAUCCUCCGGCGUCGACGCUGCUUCGACACCGGCAGAGGAAUUCGGGGCGGCACGAGCGGACGCGGAAAACGCGGAUAUUGGGAUCCACGCGCCUGAGGCAAAGCAGGCCGAGGAAGCCGAGGGAGAGAGAGUAGUGAGCGGAGGAGAAAGAGACCCUCACGACGCGGGAAACGCGGGCGACGCGGACGACGCGGGAGACAAGGAAGAUUCCAGAGACGGAGCGGAGGAGCGGGAGUGGAUGAAUGGGACGAGUGUCGAAAUCGAAGGAGGGCGAUUGGGGGAUGCGGGCGGCCGUGAUGAUGACGCGGACGAGGAGCAUGCUGACGUGGACAACGAAGGCGCCCAAUCGGACCACCAAGAAGGCGCGGCGGAGGGGGAGGUGGAAGAGGUAGAGGCGGAGGGUGAAAAGCAGAUGGACGAGGAGGGAGAGCAGGAAGGAGAAGAGAGAGGAGAGGGAGAUGGGGAGGAGGCGGAUGAGGAAGGAGAGGAAGGAGAGGAGGACUUGCUCGCCAUUCCUACGGACGACAUUGCGGGCCCCAUCGACUUGCUUGACCGCGUUGAUUGCGUUAACCCCGCUGACUCCGUGCGCCACGACUCCGUUCACCACGUUGACCGCGUUGACUGCGUCGACCCGAUGGACGGCAUGGGGUGCCUCGACGGGUUGGAAACGCGCUGCCUCGCGGAUUUCGAGGACAUGCUGCCUGCAGGCGACGCGCUCGACAUGCUGGGCGACGAUUGCCUGUUGGCGCUGGGCGCGGGUCUCUUUGCGGACGACCUCUCUUCGCUGCUGCCCAUGCCGCCGCAUCACCCCUCCUGCCAUGCCAAGCCAUCCUCCUCCUCUGCUCCGGGCGCUUCCGCCCCCUCCGCGCGCGCUCCCCCGCACGCUGCGGCUGUGGCGGGCAAGACGAGGCGCGCGCCUCACGGCAGCGCCGGCCUCCGGAGGAGCGCCAAGGGCGGGAGCUAUGGUAGCGACAGUGGCAACGGCAAGGUUAAGAGAAGUGGCGGAUCUAUGGCGAUCUCUGUGGCUCGAAAAGAUUUGAUUUGCGAUCAGGAUGGGUAUUCCGGAAGCCCUAUCUCCACACUUGCUCCUCUGCACUCCUCCUACUCUCUCCCCUCCCCCUCGUCCCCCCGCUCCCCGCCCGCCUGCUCCCCUUCCGCCCGCUCCCCUACCGCCCGCCCUCCCUCUCCCUCCCCGCUUGACCGCCUCUUGCUCUCCCCCAUCCCCGGCAAACGGCCAAGAUCUCACUUCCCCAUCGCUCGUGGGCGAACCUGGACCGUUGAUCUGCUGAACGAUCUGCUCCAUCCGACGGAGGAGAUUUACGCGCCAGAGCACGAAUGCGACGAGCAUGUGUUGCUAGACCAGGCGCAGCAGCAGCAGCGGCAGCAGCGGCAGCAGUGGCGGCAGCAGCAGGAGCAGGAGGAGCACGAGGAGCAGGAAGAAGAGGAGGAGGAGGAGGAGGGGCAGGAGUGGGAGCAGCAGGGGCACUCGCGGGUUCGAGCUUAUAACGGGUAUUUCCGCGCGAGCAAGCAGUACGGCGCGUCCGCGCAGAAUGGAAGGAACAGGAAGCACAAAAAGGCGCAGUCGGAGCAGAGGGGCAGGCAGAAGAGCAAGGGGCGGCCGCCUUACACGGGGAGACCCAGAGGUCGCCCUUCUAAAGCCGCCAUUGCUGCCCGAUUGGCUGCUGCCGCCGCGUCAGCAGAGGCGGAAGCAGCAGCAGCAGCAGCAGCAGGAGGUAAGGCUGCUGCUGGUAGUGCUGGUUUUGCUGCUAGCUAUAUUGUGCCUAUCCUCUCGUCCCCCCUGCAAAGAAACCCCCCUGCUGCUGCUGCUGCUGCUUGCGGUGCUGCUGGCGCUGCUGGUGGUGCUGCUGCCGAAGCGUCUGGAAGGCUGAAUGCAACAAAGCGCCACAAGCCGUCCCCUCUCUCGCGGCUAUCCGUCUCAAGCUCAGACCGGAGCGCCAGCACCGUUUCCUAUGGUCCGGAUUUCUGUUCCGGGCAGGUGGAAUCUGUUUUUCAGCUGCCCGAAAGCGCGGUCGCGGCGGCCAAUGGCAUUGUGAAAACGGCAGCGAGCAGAGAUUUGGGGGCAGAUGGGGUACAGUGUGGUUCCCUGUCGUCAGGUCUGCCGAGUCUCUCUGGGGCUUCGUCAUUGGCUGGCGAAAUUGGUAACCUGGCGGCAGAACUGAAGUCUUCAGCUGACGGUACUUCCUCUGCUGCUGCUGCUGGUGCUGCUGCUUCUGCUGAUGCUGGCGCCCCUGCCGGCGCUGCUGCUGCUGCUGCGGCUGCUGCUGCUGCUGCUGGCGAUUCUUCUGCUGCAGCAGCAGCAGGGGCGGCGAGCGGUGGUGGUGGUAGCGCUGCUGGUGCUGUGCGGCGCUGCCUGCACUGCUCCGUGACCAAAACCCCGCAGUGGCGAGCUGGGCCGUAUGGGCCUAAAACCCUGUGCAACGCGUGCGGAGUGCGGUACAAGUCCGGGCGGCUGUGCGCGGAGUACCGCCCCGCGAAUUCCCCUGAAUACGUGGCGGAAAAGCACUCGAACUCCCACCGUCGGAUCGUGGAGAUGCGGCGGUCUGUGAUCGCCACGUGGCAGCAGCUGCGGCGGGUUGGGGACGGGGGCGAGGAGGAGGGGGAGGAGGGGGAGGGCGUGGGAGGGGGAGUGGGAGGGGAGGGGACGGUGUGGGAGGAGGAGAGGAUGAAAGGGAGGGUGAGAGAGGUGAAAGUAGAAAGGGGAGAAGCUAGUGGGGGGGUGAGUGAAGGGGGAGAGGGGAGUGAGGGGGGUGAUGGGGUUUUGACUGGGGAAGGGAGUGAGGGGGGGUUGGGAGGGUUUAAGGGGACGGAGGGAGGGUUGUUGUCUCCGUUCUUUGAGUAUCAAUGCCAGUAUAAGAAGGGAGGAGGGAGGAGGAGAAAGCGAGUGGUGGAGGAGGAGGAAGAGGAGGAGGAGGGGAGGAGGGAGUGGGAGGAGGAAGGGGAGGAUGAUGAGGAGGACAGGGAGGAGGAAGAGAUGGAGGAAGAGUGGGAGGAGCGAGAGGAGUGGAAAGGGGGGAGGGAAGGGAGGGAGAGGGAGGGGAAGGGACCGAAGCGGCUGCAGAGGCUCGGCAAGGGCCAGGGGCGAGAGCAGAGGUUCGGGGGAGGUAGGGGCGGGAGGCGUAGGCUGGGGCAGGCGGGGGAGCAGAGCGCGGGGCAGAAGGGGGUAGAGAGGGAGGGGAAUGGGGAGGGGGAAGGGCGGGGGAACGGGCAGGAGCAACUGGGGUCGGUUUCAUCUGCUUCUGGUAAGGGACGGAAAUUUACUGGUCCGAACCAGGGAGGUUCGGACCAGGCAAGAACCGCAAAUUCUGUUGAGAGAGGAGGAGAAGGUGAAGGGGAGUGGGCGGGGGAGGGGGACGCGGAAAAAGCGGAGGGGGAGGGCGGGCGGAAGGGGAAUGCAAGGAGGUUGGGGAAGCGACUGGAAAGGGGGGAAGGGAUGCAGGGGGAGAAGGGGGGAUGGAGGAUUGGUGAGAAAAGAGAAGUGGAAGGUGCGGUGGGGAAAGGCAAGGAGGGGAAGGGCAAAGAGGAAGGCGGCAAGGGGGGGAAGGGCAAGGAAAGUGGCAAAGAGGGAGAGAGAGAGUGUAGGGGCUGGAAAAAGAGACGCGUUAUUGAGGGACCCGAUUGUAGUGAGAGUAUGAUUGGUCGUGUCGGUCAUUCAGGAAAGAAGAGCAGGCUCGCCGAUGUGACUAUGAUGGAUGUGCCUGUAAAGGAGGUGGCUCUGUUUGCAAUGGGUAAGGGUGGGCGGCUGAGAGUGAGGGAUGUGAGGAGGGCAGAGGUGGACGGUCCUUUGGUGGUGCAGGUGGUAAGCUCUGUCAUCCCUUCCAGUAAGAAGAGUGCAAAGAGGGGAUGGGAAAGCAAGGGCAGUGUGAGCAAGAGAGGGGUGUGCAGGCGAGCAGGUAGCAAGGGGGGAGAAGGGGAGGUGCAGAGGCUGGGAGUUGGUGGGAAGUGCAAGGCAGGAGGAGGGCAUGAGAUAGAGCAGGGCUCACUGCAGCAGAAGGAGGAGGAGCAGCAGCAGCAGCAGCAGGUGCUUUCGCCUGGCAAGAACUCGGCUGUGAAUGUACCUGUUGUUUCACCUGAGCUGACACCUGAAGCCAAGCUGUCCUCUCCAGUCCCUUCCAUCCUCCUCCCCACUGACCCUGCUUCACUACAAGCUGCUUCGUUAGAAGCUGCACCGCUGCCGCUACUGCGGCCGAGCUGCGGCGAAGGAGACUGCCUGCUGCUGGUGAGCUCGUGCGCAGCACACGGUGCUGAAUCCAUUCUCCUGCCGCCCCUCCUCACCCCAGGAGCAAUGGCCCUCAACGCAGGGAGCACCGACCCUCUCACAAGCAGCUUCGUAUCAGGGAGGGUGGAGCUCCCACAAAACCCUGAAAGGUUUGAGCUCCCCAACAAUCCCAAAGGGUUAGAGCCGGAGAUGGAUGUAGUGCGAUUGGAGUGUGAGCUGCUGCGGGUGCAUGCGGGGUUUGAGGCUCAUGGGGAGAGUGCAGUGGAGAGCAGCGUUGUUCCUCCCAAUGCCAAGCCACCAGUGGCACGGGCUUGCGGGGCAACGGCAGCAGGAGGGGUGGCAGCAGCAGGAGGGACUGCGAUUGCGAGCGGAGUGGUUGACAGCAUGGCAGACAGGAGGGGAACGGAUUCCGAGACUGUCCUUUCGGACCUCAAGCCUGUUGCUGCUGCUCCCGCUCCUACUGCUGCUGUUCCUGCUGCUGCGGUUCCUGCUCCUGCUGCUUCUCCUGCUGCUGUUGCUGCUCCUGCAGGCGGAACCUUGCUGCCACCUGUGGCUGACGGGGGAAUGCUGAUAGGAGGAUCAUCCAAGGGAGGUGCUCCUACUCUCGCUUGCUCUCACUCCAUGCAGCCUCCUCUUUCUACCGGUGGUACUGGUGGUGCUGCUGGUGCUGGUAGUGGUGCUGCUGCGGCGGCAGCGGCUGCGUCAGUGCAGUCUAGUCUUGGUGGAGGGGGCUGCUCUAAUGGCAUCUCGUCCACGUCCAAUUUUGUUGCAGCGUCUGCUUAG
Closterium sp. NIES-65 is the source of this 5415-nucleotide messenger RNA. Lineage: Eukaryota; Viridiplantae; Streptophyta; Zygnematophyceae; Desmidiales; Closteriaceae. The record is from the annotation of a GenBank genome assembly.